Molecule: messenger RNA, 726 nt
Organism: Hydra vulgaris (swiftwater hydra)
Lineage: Eukaryota; Metazoa; Cnidaria; Hydrozoa; Anthoathecata; Hydridae
Product: E3 SUMO-protein ligase ZBED1
Biological process (GO): regulation of transcription by RNA polymerase II
Cellular component (GO): nucleus
Molecular function (GO): protein dimerization activity
Source: RefSeq, a predicted model, not a curated record
AUGUCAAAAUUUGUCUCGGUAUUGGGUCCACUUGCAGAUGCUACUGAGUAUAUUGGUAGUGAACAGUAUGAUACAUGUUCGGCUGUACUUCCGUUAGAAGCAUUUUUGCGCAGACUUCUUCGGGAUUACGAUCCAGGGUAUAUAGCACGUUUCAAAUCUGCAACACUGAAUGACUUCUCAGGUCGCAUUGAAAAUAUUAAUGCAUUGCCAACGUUGCAAAUGGCUGUGGCAUUAGACCCACGUUACAAGAAACUCGGCUGUCUCUCAAGAGAGAAACGUGAAGCAGUUUGGACAAUACUUUCUAAUGCAUUUCGGGUGUACUGUGACCAAAGACAGAGAGCUGAACGUAAAACUACUACCAGCACUGGCGAGGCACCAGAACCUGUGCGUAAGAAACUGAAACUUACUCGGUUGGUCAGCGACUCGGAAUCGCAAUCCUCAUUAGAUGAAUCACAAACAGUACAUGGCUCGCUGGCUGAGCUUACACGAUAUCAAGAAGAAGGUGUAAUUCCAGAAACUGAGAAUCCCUCCAUGUGGUGGCAACUGAACAGGCAUUGUUACCCUAACCUGAGCAGUUUUGUGCAGACAAUUAUGUGUGUACCUGCCACUUCUGUUCCUUGUGAAAGGCUGUUUAGUUCGUCAGGGUACAUUGUCAACAAACUACGAUCUUGUCUACUUCCAGAAAACGUUAACGUCCUCGUUUGUUUACGUGACUGGCUAAAGUGA